AAAAAGAAGAGUAGAGAAGUAAUUAGUCGAAGUUUAGUAUAGUAGCUUAAUUCAAUCAUUGAUCGUCGAUCAUGGUGGGGAAGAUGAUAUUGUCGUCGCUUCCAGGCGGAGGGUACGUUCAGCUGCGGGAGGGCUAUUCCAGUUUGGACGUCCUCGCCGCCGUCUGUGGGGCUGUUUUGGAGAAAAACACAAACAGUAAUAAUUCAUCUUCUUCUUCUUCCUCCUUUCCUAAAUCAGUAUUUAUCCCGAGGAGGAAGAGGAGCCGUCCUAAUAGAAGUACUACAACUCAUGAGGUUUUUAUGGCGGCAGAUUCCGUAUUGAAAUGUGGCGUCAAAAGAGUGUCAAUUGGAGGAGGACCGGCCGGCAAUCAGAAGAAAAGGGCGGCCAAGAAAAUGAAGAAGCGGGUCAUCGCCGACGAAAACCAGCAGCCGGCGGCGGCUGAGGCAGGGCCCAUGCCGGAGAGAUUCAGGGGCCGGAUCCGUCAAUUGGCGGGGCCAGGCGCGGAGAUAGCGGAGGAGAUGCUGCUGAUCGAAAAGGAGAUAACGGGGACCGAUUUGAACCCCAAAGAAAGCCGGCUGUCCCUCCCUCUGAAACAAUUGAGACGGACGGAUUUCUUGACGGCGGAAGAGAAGGAGCGGUUGCUCACGCGCCACAACAAUGGCAUCAAUGUGGGCUCAGUCGACGUGGCGCUCAUCGCGGCCGUCAAUGGUGAAAUCAUAAUAAAGCGGGAACUUCACCUUCGGAGAUGGGAGAUGCGGAAGGAUAGGGGGAAAACCAGCGUGUCACUAAUGGUGACCAAAGAGUGGAACAAAAUUAAGGGCAGCCUUGGACUCGCCGUUGGUACAAAGGUCCAAAUAUGGUCCGUCCGAGUUGACGGCGAACUAUGGUUAUCGCUGGUUGUCUUGUAGAUCCAUACAUCUCCGGGCCUAGCCCGACCCAGCACUGCCGGCGCCCUAAUCACUUAAUUAGUUAGUAAUGAAUUUUUUAUACUAUGAUAGUAUGAUAUCUACUUUUGAUGGAUAAUUAGCUCCGAUCUUUCUGUUUUCAUGCUUCAAUAUGUAUAUACGAAGUACUUUAUAAGUUGCUGUUACUUUGUUCCUUGUUUUCUGUGUUUUAGAAAUUCAUAUUGGCAGUUUAGUUUAUUAGUUACGGAGCGAGUACUAUACAAUUAUACAUAAUUGUUGCUGGUUUUUUAUAAGGUACUUAAUUACAUA
Molecule: messenger RNA, 1214 nt
Organism: Cuscuta epithymum
Lineage: Eukaryota; Viridiplantae; Streptophyta; Magnoliopsida; Solanales; Convolvulaceae
Source: the annotation of a GenBank genome assembly